Molecule: messenger RNA, 1035 nt
Organism: Fusarium redolens
Lineage: Eukaryota; Fungi; Ascomycota; Sordariomycetes; Hypocreales; Nectriaceae
Product: Rox3 mediator complex subunit-domain-containing protein
Exons: 1
Coding region: 1-1035 (344 amino acids)
Biological process (GO): regulation of transcription by RNA polymerase II
Cellular component (GO): mediator complex
Molecular function (GO): transcription coregulator activity
Source: RefSeq, a predicted model, not a curated record
AUGUCGUUCCAUCCUCAGACUCCCCAGAGCCCAUCGCAAUUCUCCUCCGGGACCUCGGAGCCCGUGUUAAGCGUGACAACCUCAAUGACCUCCACAGCCACGCCAACCACCCUGCCGACUCCCGCCCACAGCGUCACUGGAAGUGCCCAUCACGACCUUGCAAUGGCCGACGACUCCCCCCAUAAGCGGAAGCGCUCUAUGGACGACAGCGGCGACCGCGAGCAAAAGAAGGUCCACACCUUGGAAAGCAAGCUGGGUAUUGAGGACCUGCAUCUGGAUGUGGGGAAGAAAUACCUCCUCUGCCAGACUCCCCAUCCAGAAUCAUUACCGCGCGUCUCGGAAGAUCUUUAUGACAUGUUCAACCUUAGCGGACUCGCCGCCGAAGUAGCUCGAGAGAAGCCAAACGGAGAAAAGAACGCAUUACGUUCAUCAUACACAGGCCAUAUGAAGAACUUGGGUAUCGCUGGCAACUGGAAAGUGCGAGUAACAGACAAGGACUCUAAUACCGAGAAACCCGACUUUUUCGACAUCCUGCAUAUGCCUGAUGAGGAUUGGGACAACACGAUAGUUAAGGGUCAAAACAUCAAACACGGGCUAUCACAAGCAAGUCUUUCCGCCCUCGGACGAGCACUCACCAUGGCCAAGGGACCUAUAGGCAAGAAGGACUGGGAUACGUCAAGAUUAGGACUUCAGUCACCCGGCCUAGAUCCAAAGCAAACUUCAUCGGCGAGACCCACCGCUCCCAACACUCCGCUCAACGUACCUGGCGCAGUAGGACGACUAAAGGCUCAAGGGCCCUCAGCAAACGAUCCCAAUCGACCAAAGCGUAACGUGAAGAAGCGAACAUAUGGUGAUAGCAGUUUCGAGGGUUAUGGCGAAGGUUACCCUGACGAUGACACAGCCGUGGAAGGAGGCUACUCAACAGGAGAGGGAGAGGGCGGCCAGAAGCGACGCAAGAAGAACCCAGGAAAUACCUCGCCAUACCCGAGCGCUAUGCGCCAACAAAGCUACGGUCCUGGCAUGGUGGGCGCAUGA